AUGUGGUGGUAUUCAGUCGUCUACCCGGCUAGCCUGCUAUGAAUGCAGGGCCAGCGUUGUGCUGAACAUGGGUCUCCCAAGGCUUCGGGUAGGCCUGUCAACAUCCCAACCGAGGAUGUUACCCAUUGAUGUGUAUUUAGAGUAAGUCGUCCCUUCGUGAGCUCUUACUUGGUUCAGUCGAGCUUUUGGGUGUGACUUCUGGGAUCGACCAAUUGCCCAAUCGCAUCGUGACCAUGUACCACACAAUGAAGUCACUCUUGUUGAUAGCGACGGUGGUUUUUGUACCGCUAGUAGCUGCCCUUGGCCAAACACCAGUGAUCAGCUUCACCAGUGUACAAGAUGCUUUCCAAUUGGCGGGUGGCGCUGUUACGUCACCCCAGAUACUUGUGUCCGACAAUGACUACUGGGGUGUUAUUCGCGCUGCUGGUGAUUUGGCCAAGGACUUUGGGCGUGUAACAGGCACAAACUUCUCACUCAGUAAUGGCAUUGCUGGUGCCGGCCCAGCUUUAUAUGAGUAUUAUCCAGCGGCCUCGAAUUACACAGUGUACUCAACGAACGGCACAAACUACUUUGAUGGCCCUAAUUAUACCAACCCAUCCGCGCCCGACACUGUUAUAAUCGCUGGCACCAUCGGCCAUUCGAAACUCAUUGACGACUUGAUCGCUAAGAAGAAAAUCGAUGUGUCUGACAUCGAAGGUCGAUGGGAAUCAUUCACCACAAAAUUGGUUGAGAGCCCAAUCUCAGGUUGUUCAAAGGCUGUUGUUAUAGCUGGUAGCGAUCCUCGAGGAGUCAUCUACGGCCUUUACGAUAUCAGCGAGCAAAUAGGGGUCAGCCCAUGGUAUUGGUGGGCUGAUGUGCCUAUUAAGCAAAACAAGAAUAUCUGGUUCUUGUCCAAUGGCAAAACCCAACGCUCGCCGUCUGUCAAGUAUCGUGGUUUCUUCCUCAACGACGAGCAGCCUGGUCUAUCCGGCUGGGUUAGUCAGAAUUUUGCGGACACUCCAUUUGGGCAAGGAUACAACAGAGACUUUUACCCAAACGUCUUCGAGGUGCUUCUGAGAUUACGCGCGAACUAUUUGUGGCCCACCGUCUGGGGAACCAUGUUCGAGGUUGAUGACCCUGCCAAUCAGCCAUUGGCCGACGCAUGGGAAAUCGUUCUGGGGAGCUCCCACACCGAGCCAAUGAUGCGAGCUCAGAAUGAAUUUGGAACGUUCUACAUCAACAAGGGGCUAGGUCCUUGGGCCUAUAACUUGAACAACAAGACUAUCGAUCAGUACUUUGAGUAUGGCGCACAAAGAGCCAAGCCAUAUGCACGCAACAGUUUAUGGACAAUGGGUAUGCGUGGGACGGGCGACACGGCCAUCGAGGGGUUAGGCAGUCAGACUAUUGUCAGCAUGCUAGAGACGCUUGUCGAUCAUCAGAGAAACAUCAUUGCGGACGUGCUCGAUGCCAACAUUACAGACGUACCUCAAAUGUGGUGUCUUUACAAGGAGGUCGCGACUUAUAUCCUGGAAGGGCUAGAGGUACCGGACGACGUCACUCUGUUAUGGGCUGAUGAUAAUUGGGGCAAUGUCCGGAGGGUGCCAAUCUCGAACGAGACUGAUAGAGCUGGUGGUGCCGGCGUUUACUAUCACUUCGACUACGUUGGCGACCCAAGGAACUACAAAUGGAUAAAUACCAUCCAGCUACAAAAGACUGCCGAGCAAAUGCAUCUCGCCUACUCACAUGGCGCGGACCGUAUUUGGAUCGUCAACGUAGGUGAUCUAAAGCCUCUUGAGCUGCCAAUUAGCCACUUCUUCGAUAUGGCAUACGACGCUAAUCAGUGGGGUGUUGACAAUGUCAAUGACUGGCUUUCUGCCUGGGCCACGCGAGAAUUCGGUUCAGACAUUGCGGAUGACAUUGCUGACAUUCUUACACGUUAUGGCAUGUAUGCUGGUCGCAGAAAGUAUGAGCUCAUCGAGCCAUAUGUCUAUUCCGUUAUCAACUACAACGAGGGAGAUGCGGUUCUGCAGCAAUGGGACGACCUUGCUGCGGAUGCGCAGGCUGUGUACGACAAGUUGGAACAAGAUCAGCAGGCUGCCUUUUUUGAGAUGAUUCUUCAUCCAAUCCUAGGUGGACAGAUUGUGCACAAGGUGAAUAUCGGCGCUGAGAAGAACGCCGUUUAUGCCAAUCAACACCGCAACUCCGCUAACGAUGCUGCCAUGCAAGUGUUGGCAGAUUUCAAUGCUGACGGUAACUUGACUUCUCGUUGGGAUGAUCUGCUCGAUGGAAAAUGGGAACAUAUGAUGGAUCAAACCCAUAUGGGUUAUGACGGGUAUUGGCAACAACCUAUGAGGAAUAUUGCUCCUGCUUUAGCUUUCAGUCAAUUAGGAGUUACUUCUACGGCGGGUGCUGUCGGUAUCGCGGUUGAAGGCCUGAACGCUAGCAUCCCUGGAGACGACAAGUAUCAUACGAAUUCUGGUGCGACUCUGACACUGCCACCACUUGAUCCAUAUGGUUCUGCAACACGUUGGUUUGAUAUCUUCUCACGAGGAACUGUGUCCUGUGAUUGGGUGGCGCAAACAGACAAGCCGUGGGUCAAGCUCUCUCAGUAUAACGGAACUGUUGGUCCAGGCAAUGGCACUGAUUCGCGCGUUUAUGUUUCGAUUGAUUGGGAGUCUGCACCACAAAUCACCAACAACACUAACAGUAACAUCAACUUUACUACCGGAUGCGGCCGUAAAGGUUUUGCUGCCUGGUACGGCGCACCGGUUGUACAACUUCCCAUCAACAUGAGAAAUAUUCCGUCAAACUUCAGCACUGGCUUUGUGGAAUCAGACAAGCACGUCGCAAUCGAAGGUCCUAAUUAUCAAAGGGUCUACCACCCAUCAAACAGUACCUCCAACGUAACAUAUCAUACACUCAAAGACUAUGGACGAACCUAUGGUGGUGUAAGCCUGUGGCCUCAGGACACGCAGCCAGUAACACCCGACUCUGGCCCCGCACUGGAAUACGACUUGUACCUAUUCACCAAUGUCUCCAACAUCAACGUCACCUUAUAUUUGAGCCCAACACAGAACUAUCUGUCCGACAAGAACCCCCUUCACUUUGCCGUCUCCAUGUUCCCAGCUGGCGCCCAGCAAGAGACGCCAAAGACCGUUCGCUUCAUCGGCGAUAGCAUCGGGCAGGACUUGCCCCCGUCCUGGGGCUAUGCUGUUGGUGAUGCUGUUUGGGGCCACCACCCUAGCCAUAACACUACCACACGGUGGAAUGUUACCCAAGAGGGCGCGUAUAAGCUCCGUGUCUGGGGACUAGCCCCGAGUGUUAUUGUUCAAAAGGUUAUUGUGGAUCUCGGCGGUGUGAGACCAAGCUAUCUAGGCCCCCCAGAGAGUUUCCUGGUCGGAAGAGAUCGAUCCGGCGAGUUCAACGGAACAAGCUUCGCGAACCAGGUGACGGUCCUUGGGGCCAUUGGAAACACUAAACAGGACACCACAAGUGGUAAAGCUAAUGCUGGAGGUAGACUCGUGGUGAGCUUAACGGUGGUUUUCGUACCACUUGCGAUGGCUUUAAUGGCAGUGUUAUAAAUAGUUGGCAGCCACAAUUCGAGCUAAGGCUUAACCUGUAGUCUCUCCAAUACAACAGAGAAAGAAUAUCAUAGCAGCCUGUAGCUUUUACCGAGACACUUUCGUCACUG
Molecule: messenger RNA, 3670 nt
Organism: Truncatella angustata
Lineage: Eukaryota; Fungi; Ascomycota; Sordariomycetes; Amphisphaeriales; Sporocadaceae
Exons: 3
Coding region: 234-3560 (1108 amino acids)
Source: RefSeq, a predicted model, not a curated record